AUGGGCAAUGAAGAGUCGUCCAUGGUGAGGGAUUCCACUCACCCUUCGGUGUUGGAAGCUCGCAACAUCGAAGCAGUGGCCAAAUAUAUCAAGAAGCACAAUGUCAAGAAAGUGGUGGUCAUGGUAGGAGCGGGCAUCAGCACUUCAGCAGGCAUCCCGGAUUUCCGGUCACCGGAGACGGGACUCUAUGCCAAUCUGGCCAUGCUGGACUUGGAAGAACCUGAAGAUGUAUUCGACAUUGGCUUCUUCAGGCAGAACCCGAAGCCGUUCUAUGCCCUGGCGCAUGAACUUUACCCUGGUCGCUAUCGGCCAACCAUUGCCCACACAUUCAUUAAACUACUGCACGACAAGGGACUCCUGUUGAAGCAUUUUACGCAGAAUAUCGAUUGUCUUGAGCGCCAGGCUGGUGUUCCCGGUGAUAAGAUCAUUGAAGCCCAUGGCAGCUUCGCGACACAGCACUGUAUUGACUGCAAGGUGCCUUAUCCAGAUGAUGAGAUGUAUGAAAUCGUUAAGAGCGGUAAGGUACCGCACUGCAAGGAGUGCGGCGGACUGGUCAAGCCCGACAUUGUUUUCUUCGGUGAAGCUCUUCCGGAGAGUUUCUUUUUGAAUCGCUCGCUGCCGGAAGAAGCGGAUUUAUGUAUUGUGAUGGGAACCAGCCUGUCUGUCCAGCCAUUUGCCAGUCUCCCAUCAAUGUGCAGUGAUGGUGUGCCCCGCGUGCUUAUCAACAUGGAUCGCGUUGGGAGCCUGGGAUCACGCCCGGACGAUGUCCUUCUACUGGGUGAUAUUGAUGUAGGUGUGAGGAAGUUUGCUACAGCUAUGGGCUGGGAUGAAGAACUGGAGGCUCUCUGGGAGGAGACCAAUCCGGAUCCCAAGUCGCGUGAGGCCGAGGAUGCCCCUCCACUGACUCGAGAUGAGCGGCUCCAGGAUGAGGUGGAUCGUCUCACCGAAGAAGUUGAGCGGUCGCUAGGGAUAACGAGUGCAUACGAGAAGCGUGUGCGAGAACGGCUAGGAGAAGCGAGUUCAAAUGAUGGGCUGGCGCAUGUGUUUCCGCACUUGGCGCGCCAAUCCCGGUAA
Penicillium cinerascens is the source of this 1074-nucleotide messenger RNA. Its product is annotated as SIR2 family NAD-dependent protein deacylase. The transcript is spliced from 2 exons. NCBI's taxonomy places the organism in Eukaryota, Fungi, Ascomycota, Eurotiomycetes, Eurotiales, Aspergillaceae. Bases 1 to 1074 code for a protein of 357 amino acids. Gene Ontology annotation, molecular function: histone deacetylase activity, NAD-dependent; NAD+ binding. The record is from RefSeq and is a predicted model, not a curated record.